CUUUCGCCUUUCCGUGGGAGCCUCCGGGAGAGUAAGACAUCCGGCUGGACUCAGUGUCCGGUCCAGCGAAACUGCGCGGACAGCUCGCCGCUUGGCGGGAGGCGCAGGAUUGGCAGAGCCAGGCUGAGCGCUCUGGUCGCUGGAACUCCCGCCAGCGGCAUCCCUGCUGCCCACGCCCCGCGCACCUGCCUCUCCCGCCCCGGCCAGCCCUCUCCGCAGACGCGCUCCAUCCGCUCCCCGCAGCGCGGUUCCCCGAGCAGCUGCGCCGCUGCACUGCCAGGUGGUCCGGCUGGGAGGCGGCACAGUGCCCACCCUGCCCCCUGCCCCGUGCCCCUGCCCCGUGCCCCUGCCCCCUACUCCCUGCCCCUACCCCCCGCAGGCCCCCGUGGGAUGGAGCCCCGGCCGCGGCGACGGCGCAGCUGCCGCCAGCCGGUGUCUGCGUUCCUGCGGGACCCGGGCUCGGGGCGCGUCUACAAGCGCGGGAAGCUGAUCGGCAAGGGUGCCUUCAGCCGCUGCUAUAAGCUGACCGACAUGUGCACCAGCGCCGUGUUUGCUCUCAAGGUGGUGCCCCGUGGGGGGCCCGGGGCCCGGAGCCUGCGCCCCAUUGGGAAGGUGGAGCGGGAGAUCGCCCUGCACAGCCGCCUCCGGCACCGCAACGUGGUGGCCUUCCACGGACACUUCGCCGACCGGGACCACGUGUACCUGGUGCUGGAGUACUGCAGCCGGAAGUCCCUGGCCCACGUGCUGGAGGCGCGGCGGAUGCUGACGGAGCCUGAGGUUCGCUACUACCUGCGGGGCCUGGCCAGCGGCCUCCGCUACCUGCACCAGCAGCGCAUUGUGCACCGAGACCUGAAGCUCAGUAACUUUUUCUUGAACAAGAACAUGGAGGUGAAGAUCGGGGACCUGGGGCUGGCUGCCAGGGUGGGGCCGGGGGGCCGAUGCCACAGAGUGCUCUGCGGGACCCCAAACUUCCUGGCCCCAGAGGUGGUCUCCAGGAACGGGCACUCCUGCCAGUCAGACAUCUGGGCUCUGGGCUGCAUCAUGUACCUGGUGCUGACCGGCGACCCACCCUUUGUGGCGGCUUCCCUGACAGAGAUGUACAAAAACAUCCGGGAAGGCCGUUACCCCGAGCCUGCCCACGUGUCGCCCAAUGCCCGGCGCCUCAUUGCCCGCCUGCUGGCGCCCAACCCGGCCGAGCGGCCCAGCCUGGACCAGCUGCUGCAGGACAGCUUCUUCACGCAGGGUUUCACUCCGGACCGGCUGCCAGCCCACUCCUGCCACAGCCCGCCCAUCUUUGCCGUUCCUCAGCCUCUGGGCAGGCUCUUCCGAAAGGUGGGCCAGCUGCUACUGAGCCAGUGCCAGCUACCCGGCCCCUACACACCCAACGAGGCUUCAUGUCCAGGGGAAGAUGCUCCCGAUGCCGACUUCAUGGAGUGGGGCAAUGAGGCCUCCCUGUUGGAGAGAGGGGCUCCCGGACCUGAGGUCCGCGUCCACCUGCUCGCCCAAGGGACCCUGCAGAGCGGCCCAGCUGGGUCUGAGGGGAGCCCAGGACAGGAGGUGGAGGCGGCCAUUAGAAGCCUGCAGCUCUGCCUGGACCCUGGGCCUCCAGCCACGCAGGACCCGGCGGGAGAGCCGCGGCCCACCCUCUGGGCCCCCAAGUGGGUGGAUUAUUCCAGCAGGUACGGCUUCGGCUACCGGCUGUCGGACGGGAGCAGCGGCGUCCUGUUCCGGGACGGCACCCACAUGGCCCUGCGGGCCCCCGGGGGCCAGGUCAGCUACAGGCCUCACCGAGGGCAGCUGGAGAUGUUUGCCCUGAGGGAUGUGCCCAGCCCGCUGGGUGCCAAGCUGGCUGUCCUGCGACUCUUUGCUGGCUACAUGCAGCAGCGGCUCCGAGAGGAAGAGGGCCUGCCUGCGCCCACCCCGCCUGCCAGCCCGGGCCUCUGCCUGCUGCGCUUUCUUGCAUCCCAGCAGGCCCUGCUGCUGCUCUUCAGUGACGGGACAGUGCAGGUCAGCUGCGGUGGGGGCCAGGUUCAGCUGGUGCUGAAUGGGCCGCCCGGAGGGCUGCUGCUCACGGCCUGGGAGCGGGGCCAGCCCGCUGCCUCGUACACGCCGGGGACCGCGCGGAGCCGCGGCUGCCCGCCCGCCGCUCGCCAGCUCCUGCGCCGCGCGCUCCGCCUGCUGCGGAGCAUCUAGCGCCCGCGGGCAGCGUGGCCUCUGCCUGCGAUGCCAGGGGCCAGGCUCCAUUUCUGUGUCUGUCCCUCCGGAGGGGAUGCCAGUGGGGGCAGCUGGGGAGCUGGCAUGUGCAUGGGCGGUGGGGCUCUUUGCCUCAUGGUAUGAGUGUGCAACCCAGACUUUUGUUCAGCGUUGUGCUUUUCUGCAUUAAAGAAACUUGCUCUGGCUGAUGUGGCUCCGUGAUUGAGCACUGGCCCAUGAAUCAGGAGGUCAGGGGUCAAUUCCCCGUCAGGGCACAUGCUCGGUUGCUGACUCGAUCCCCAGUAGGGGGCA
This is a messenger RNA of Pipistrellus kuhlii (Kuhl's pipistrelle), 2505 nucleotides long. It is a transcript of the gene PLK5, whose product is annotated as polo like kinase 5 (inactive). Gene Ontology annotation, biological process: protein phosphorylation; mitotic cell cycle; regulation of cytokinesis. The record is from RefSeq and is a predicted model, not a curated record. Gene Ontology annotation, cellular component: centrosome; nucleus; cytoplasm. NCBI's taxonomy places the organism in Eukaryota, Metazoa, Chordata, Mammalia, Chiroptera, Vespertilionidae. The coding region runs from base 391 to 2193 and encodes 600 amino acids. The transcript has 15 exons. Gene Ontology annotation, molecular function: protein binding; protein serine/threonine kinase activity; ATP binding.